Molecule: messenger RNA, 661 nt
Organism: Andrographis paniculata
Lineage: Eukaryota; Viridiplantae; Streptophyta; Magnoliopsida; Lamiales; Acanthaceae
Product: sulfiredoxin, chloroplastic/mitochondrial
Exons: 6
Coding region: 261-626 (121 amino acids)
Biological process (GO): cellular response to oxidative stress
Cellular component (GO): cytoplasm
Molecular function (GO): sulfiredoxin activity
Source: RefSeq, a predicted model, not a curated record
AAGUUGCCCACAUAUAAUAAAUUCAAAGGGAAAAGUUGUGGCUGGCCUGGUGUUAAAGAUGAGAGGUUAGAGUAUUACAAACGGAACGGAGUACCGGUAGAAUAUUCUUCCUUCUGUUGCUGGUUGGGCAUGGAUUGUGAUUAACUCUUCAGCCACAUAUCCCCAUACAUACAUAUAUAUAUAUUUACACACAUACAGUAUCGUCGCUGCUUCAACUCCCCUCCGAUCCAGCGGCAACUGAACUGCAAGCUAAGCAAGGGAUGGCGAACUUUCACCUCCAGUUGCCCUACAAAAUCACUGCCUUUUCUGCUUCUGCUUCACCCAACGGGUCUCCUCCUGGUGUACCUCAAUCCAAGGGCCCGGCGAUUCUUGAGCUUCCUCUUGAUAAAAUUCGGAGACCCCUGAUGCGUACAAGAGCCAAUGAUCCCCACAAAGUCAAGCAACUCAUGGAAAGUAUAAGUGAAAUCGGUCUUCAAGUACCUAUUGAUGUGCUGGAGGUUGAAGGGGAAUACUAUGGCUUUUCUGGAUGCCAUAGAUAUGAAGCUCACCAGCGGCUGGGCCUGCCAACUAUACGCUGCAAAGUUCGCCGUGGUACGAAGGAAACUUUAAGGCAUCAUCUCCGCUGAGCCAUGUAAAAGCACCAAAUAUUGAGGGAGGGAAA